This is a messenger RNA of Funneliformis geosporum, 348 nucleotides long. The record is from the annotation of a GenBank genome assembly. NCBI's taxonomy places the organism in Eukaryota, Fungi, Glomeromycota, Glomeromycetes, Glomerales, Glomeraceae.
AUGCAAUCCGAGAUUGAGCAGGUCUGGGCCAUUCAAUCAGAAACUGUUGGUCAAGGUUCUGAGGGUUACGGAACUGGUGGUCUUUCGCAGAAAUUAACCAUUCAGGGAGAAGUCCCAGAAGAAACUUAUCAAGAAAUUGUACAAGAAACCGAAGUUUCCAAAGAAAUUAUGCAAGAUUUAGUUACUCAAUCAGAAGAAACUUAUCAAGAAAUUGUACAAGAUAAUAAUAAUUUAGAAAAUUUUGAAUGUCCUCCUCCAAUGCCAUUGUCCGAUUAUGAAAUGUUUUUAGAUGAAGAAACAACUUCGCAAUAUAUGGAUAAUUAUCUAUUUAGGAACGAAUGGGGAUGA